UUGAGAGGGAUACUGAUAGUUGUUGUUCUAUAUCUUGUAGUGGUUUUGUUCACAAUCACCUUUAAACUUUGGAAUGGGAGCCCAUGGGGUGUAGUUUUGAGUGAUUGGGAUCAUCAUGGCAGCUCAAGUGCUUUCAUCUUACCAGCACCAAAAAAUUACUCCAAAGGCUCCCUCUCUAUGACACUGUCUCCAAAAUUUAGUAUAUACACCUCAGCUCCACAGGAUUUGGUUGUCUUGCACGCAGGCAUGGAUCGGUACACUGCACUGAUUAGUGGUCAAAGAACGUUAGUACAAGAUUUGGUGAUCAAUCCACCAAAGUUUGUUUUAGACAAGCUUCGUAUUGAUCUCUUCUCAUACAAUCAAAGCCUCCAUAUUGGGACUGAUGAAUCUUACCACCUCCAAAUUCCAGAUCCUUUGGAUCCAAAAAGCGCAUUUCUCCAGGUAAGAAGAUCUUUUAUUUGUAAAAGCAUUUGUUUGUUGGUUGGUUCGAACAAGGCAAACACUGUCUAUGGAGCCCUUCGAGGAUUGGAGACUUUCAGUCAGAUCUGCAGAUACAAUGUUGAAGCAAAAACUAUUUUUUUGGAGAAUUGCCCUUGGGACAUUUUUGAUGAGCCAAGAUUCUUGUAUAGAGGCCUUUUGAUAGAUACUGCACGACAUUACUUACCAUUAAACACAAUAAAGACUAUUAUUGAUUCCAUGGCCUAUGCCAAGCUAAACGUUUUGCAUUGGCAUAUUUCUGACGAUGAAUCAUUCCCUUUGGAGAUCCCUUCUUUCCCAAAGCUUUGGAAUGGCUCUUACUCAAAUAAACAACGCUAUAGUCUCGACCAUGCAAAAGACUUAGUCAAGUAUGCUGAACUGAGGGGUAUAAGUAUAAUGGCUGAGAUCGAUGUUCCAGGGCAUGCCCGUUCUUGGGGAGUUGGAUAUCCUCAGUUGUGGCCUUCCCAAAAUUGCAGAACUCCACUAGACGUGAGUAAGGAGUUCACGUUUGAAGUGAUUGAUGGCAUCUUUUUUGAUUUGCGUAAGGCAUUUCCAUUUGAGCUGUUACAUAUUGGAGGAGACGAAGUAAAUACAAAUUGUUGGGAAAGCACAAAGCUUGUUUCUGAAUGGUUGGGCAAGCACAAUUUAACAGCCACACAAGCGUACAAGUUUUUUGUGCUUGAAGUACAGAAGCUAGCUAUGAAACAUGGUUAUGUUCCUGUGAGCUGGCAGGAAGCAUUUCAAAAUUUUGGAUCAAGCUUGCCAAAGAACACAAUCAUCCAGAACUGGCUUGGAUCUGCAAUUGCUCCUAGUGUGGUCAAGUCAGGACUGAAGUGCAUAAUAAGCGAGCAGGCUUCAUGGUACCUGGACCAUUUUGAAGUCACAUGGGAGCAGUUUUACAACAAGGAGCCAUAUGAUAGCAUCACUGAUGGUAGAGAACAACAACUAAUUCUUGGUGGUGAAGUGUGUAUGUGGGGAGAGAAAGUGGAUGCUAGCAACAUUCACCAAAUAAUAUGGCCAAGAGCAGCUGCUGCAGCAGAGAAGCUUUGGAGCCCAUUUUCUGUCACAAAUCUAGGUCCACACAAAGCAGGUGAUAGAAUGGAAACUUUCAGAAGAUUAUUAAAUGAAAGAGGAAUCUAACAUA
Messenger RNA from Selaginella moellendorffii, 1621 nucleotides. RefSeq names its product beta-hexosaminidase 3. The transcript is spliced from 13 exons. The record is from RefSeq and is a predicted model, not a curated record. Gene Ontology annotation, molecular function: beta-N-acetylhexosaminidase activity. The coding region runs from base 178 to 1617 and encodes 479 amino acids. Gene Ontology annotation, biological process: glycosaminoglycan metabolic process; carbohydrate metabolic process. Gene Ontology annotation, cellular component: membrane. Lineage: Eukaryota; Viridiplantae; Streptophyta; Lycopodiopsida; Selaginellales; Selaginellaceae.